UUUUAAUUUGAAGACUUUUUAAUCACCCCACCCACGCCUAAUUUUCUCAAGUUACUUCCAAGUUAAAAUACAUUUGUUGGGGGGUGGGGGGGUGUUCGGGGCGUAGUAAAGAAACACGGCCACGAGCAUACUCUGGUUCUUCUUUUUAAAGAGGGCCAAUGCGUGCUUUCCGGUGAUUCCCCUUAAUUAGCUCGUCUCAUUCACCUUUACAUCUCCCUUCCUAAUCCUUAUCCCCCUCUCUCUCUCUCCUUUCUUUCCCCUAUUGAUCUGAAGAAACAAUAAUCUUCUUCUUCAUCAUCAGAUAAUAAUCAGCAGUUCAUAUUUCCUUUUUAUGUCAUCGUUUUCUUCUGGGCUCAAAUUGGACUAGUGAUUCAAUCGAUUCGGUUCCAAAUUUGAUUCGAUUUUCUGAAUCUGAUGGAAUCAAUGGUUAUAGACAUACCUUCAACGGUGAUCUCGAAUCCUGUAAUGUCCUCUGACAGAGUAAUACCAAGGAGAAAAAAGAGUAAAAAAAGUCUGAGAAAUCAAACUCAAAACAAUAACAGUAGCAAUAACAGCAACAGCGAAACUCCGAGUAAUACAACUGAAUGGAAAACACAAGCUCAACAACAAAUCUACUCUUCAAAGCUACUCAAAGCACUCGGUGAAGUGCGAAUCAGUUCAUCAGCGGCUACUCCAUCUGUGCCGGCGCCAAAAGGAGGACGAGCCAUACGCGAAGUUGCUGACAGAGUCCUUGCUGUUACUGCUAGAGGACGAUCCAGGUGGAGCCGAGCUAUACUUACCAACAGGCUCAAGCUCAAGUUCAUGAAGAAACAUGCCAAGCGGCAGAAACUAGCGGCUUCUUGUACCAGCAGGCUACCUAGGAAGCCUAGAGUGGGGAUUUUGAAGCUGAAAACGAAGAAUUUGCCGGCUUUUCAGAAAAAGGCUCGAGUUUUGGGAAGGCUUGUUCCUGGUUGCAGGAAACAACCGCUGCCGGUGAUUCUAGAUGAAGCCACUGAUUACAUAGCGGCACUUGAGAUGCAAAUUCGAGCCAUGAGCGCUCUAGCUGAUCUCCUUUCUGGCGCUUCCUCUAGUACUACUGCUCCUCUUGCUCAGCUCAGCUCGAGCCGGGCUCCCCCUAGUUGAUGAUUUAUCUAUUUCUUCCUUUUCUAUUAAUUUUAUCUAUUUUCCUCCCUCCCUUUCUAUGAAUAUUCCUCUGUCACAUAUGUUUCUACUUUUUCAAGUGUUGAGAAAAUAUUAAUUGGAUUAUUAGUUAUAUAGCGCUCUAAUAAUUUUGCUGGA
Messenger RNA from Capsicum annuum, 1278 nucleotides. Its product is annotated as transcription factor bHLH148. Gene Ontology annotation, molecular function: protein dimerization activity. Lineage: Eukaryota; Viridiplantae; Streptophyta; Magnoliopsida; Solanales; Solanaceae. Gene Ontology annotation, biological process: regulation of DNA-templated transcription. The transcript is spliced from 2 exons. Bases 415 to 1122 code for a protein of 235 amino acids. The record is from RefSeq and is a predicted model, not a curated record.